Molecule: messenger RNA, 831 nt
Organism: Carassius carassius (crucian carp)
Lineage: Eukaryota; Metazoa; Chordata; Actinopteri; Cypriniformes; Cyprinidae
Product: CD209 antigen-like protein B
Exons: 5
Coding region: 1-831 (276 amino acids)
Source: RefSeq, a predicted model, not a curated record
AUGUACAGCAAGACACAGGAGCAAAACAUGGAAUUAGAGGCCAUUUAUGAAAGUGAUGAAGACAUCACUGGACCUCGAACACUGAGUUACAGCAAGGCUAAAGGAAAAGCUCAAGAGUGCAGCGGAAGUAGAAGAUUGGUGUUGAUCUCAGUGGGUCUCGGGCUCAUUUGUGUUCUUCUGCUGGUCUUCAUCAUACUGCAUCACAACACCAUUACAGCAGAGAGAGACCAGAUAAAGAGUUACAAGAAAAUGGUUGAACAGUUCAAUCAAACCAUCAACAGCUUACAGGACAAUCACACUGAUUUAACACAGAACAACCUGGUGCUGGAGACCAAAGUCAAAGAUCUCACUGCUGAGAAAAACCAGUUACAGAGAGAUUUUGAUUCUUUGGGUCAGAAGAAUCAGGAGUUAAGAAGCAAAGUCAGGUCUCUGAGUACUGACCUGAAGAGAAAUUUUUGUAAAGGAGGAAAUCAGUCUAGUAUAGAUGGCUUGUUCAUUUCAAAAAAGGCGAUGAGCUGGUCUGACACCAGGCAGUACUGCAAGGAUCGUGCUGCUGAUCUGGUCAUUAUCAAUACUGAAGAGAAGCAGAUACUCAUAUCAUCAUUACUCAAUGAGAGACUGUGGAUUGGUUUGUCUGACACAGAGAAUGAAGGCAAUUUAACAUGGGUGGACAAUUCAACACUGAAAAAAGGGUUUUGGAAAGAAGGUGAGCCAAAUGACGAACAUGGAGUUGAGGACUGUGUUGAAAUUAGGGCUGAUUUUCCUUUCAUCCUGAACAACUGGAAUGAUCUCCCAUGUUCAGAAAGGAGAAAGGGGAUUUGUGAGAAAUAA